UCCCCCCUCGGCCACCAGAGGGCAGGACGGUGCAGCGAACGGCCACCAGAAUGGCUCUCCAGAAGAACGUCUUUUCGCUUCGUUAUGGGCUAAAUGCCCGUCUGGGUGCUGUUGUGGCAGUGCAGCACCGCCAUUCUUCAGAUGUGCGUUUUUUGACAAGGCCCGAAAUGUCGGCCCUGAAGAAGGGGCGGGGAGGCCGGUCGUCCUUUUCAGGGAAUGUUGCAACCAUCUUUGGUGCAUCAGGCUUCAUGGGACGAUACCUUUGUAAUCGUUUGGGAAAGACUGGGACACAGAUGAUAAUCCCAUACCGUGGAGACCAUUAUGACGUCCGACCCUUGAAGUUGGCUGGCGAUUUGGGUCAGGUGCUCUUCAUCCCCUACCACCUCACCGACGAAGAGGUCAUCCGCAAGGCAGUCAAGCAUUCCAAUAUUGUCAUCAACCUAAUUGGUCGUGACUGGGAAACCAUGAAUUUCUCCUUUGAGAAGGUUCAUGUUGAAGGAGCUGAGAGACUGGCACGCAUCAGCAAGGAGAUGGGAGUCGAGAAGUUCAUCCAUGUUUCUGCUUUGAACUCCAAUGUUGAACAUGAGGGUUAUAUUGUCAAGGGAGGCUCUCAGUUUCUUAAGACUAAGGGCCUGGGAGAGCAGGCUGUGAGGGCUGCUUUUCCCGAGGCUAUUGUCUUCCGCCCCAGUGACGUUUAUGGCCAGGAAGAUCGUUUCCUCAGAUACUAUGCAGGUUUGUGGCGCCAUCAGGGACGUCUCCUCCCCCUACCAAAGGCUGGCAAGGGUAUCUGGAAGCAGCCAGUGUAUGUUAGUGAUGUGGCCCAAGGCAUUAUCAAUGCUAUAAAGGAUCAUGAUGCUGUCGGAAAGACAUAUGAGGCUGUUGGCCCUCGCCGUUAUGAAUUGGUUGAACUGGUUGACUGGUUCCAUCGUGUCAUGCGAAAGGAUGAGAACUAUGGCUAUAUGAGUUAUGACAUGAAGUGGGACCCACUCUUCAAGGUGAAGGCAAUGAUUACGGAAUACUGCCCAUCGUGGCCCGUCAACACACUUACCAGGGACAAGGUGGAAAGGGAAGCCGUAUCGGAUACAACUACUGGACUUCCAACCCUGGAGGACCUUGACGUUCCCCUGACCAAGAUGGAGGACCGCAUCAGCUGGGAGCUCAGGCCAUUCAGAGCUGCCAACUACUAUGAUGAAGAAGUGGGAGAAUUUGAGCCACCUGCACCACCCAAAUACAUUUCAGCAAAUUGAGGUGUUCCUAUUUAAUUUUUUUUUUUUUUUUU
Penaeus indicus is the source of this 1279-nucleotide messenger RNA. RefSeq names its product NADH dehydrogenase [ubiquinone] 1 alpha subcomplex subunit 9, mitochondrial-like (gene ND-39). Gene Ontology annotation, molecular function: protein-containing complex binding. NCBI's taxonomy places the organism in Eukaryota, Metazoa, Arthropoda, Malacostraca, Decapoda, Penaeidae. The record is from RefSeq and is a predicted model, not a curated record. The coding region runs from base 51 to 1247 and encodes 398 amino acids. Gene Ontology annotation, cellular component: mitochondrion. The transcript has 8 exons.